This is a messenger RNA of Cryphonectria parasitica EP155, 1206 nucleotides long. RefSeq lists its product as uncharacterized. Gene Ontology annotation, molecular function: pyridoxal phosphate binding; catalytic activity; molybdenum ion binding. The transcript is spliced from 2 exons. Lineage: Eukaryota; Fungi; Ascomycota; Sordariomycetes; Diaporthales; Cryphonectriaceae. The record is from RefSeq and is a predicted model, not a curated record. The coding region runs from base 1 to 999 and encodes 332 amino acids.
AUGAAGGUCACACAGUUGUACGUCUACCCGAUCAAGUCAUUGCGGGGCAUCUCGCUGCAGCAUGCGAAGCUGGACCGGCAAGGAGUGCAGUAUGACCGCCGGUUCAUGCUCUUGAAGACACAUGACGAUGGCCACCUGGAGCCCAUUGAAGUCGUCAGAUUCCCAGCUUGUGCCCUGUUCACUCCGGAGAUUGUCGAUGGCAACAUUGUCGUGAGGUGCCAAAUCCCAGAGGAGCCGCUCGUCCCGCCGGCGCCUGAACAGAAGACGACUCUCCACAUCCCUCUAGAUCCUGACAUCUCAGGUCUGGGCACUGUGGAGGUGGACUUGUAUGGGAGCAAAUGUCUAGGCUACUGUAUGCCUGAUAAAUACAGCUCGUGGUUUAGCUCUUGCUUCGGGCUCAAAGCCAUGCUCGUUUACAUUGGCGACGCAAGACGACCUGUCCUAGGGACCAUGUCGCCGGCUGUCGCCCAGGAGCAGAAAACCCAAGGCUGGCUCUCGUCGAUGACAAGCUAUCUCACCGGAACAGGACAUCCCCAAGAUCCUCACUGGUUGACCUUCACCUGCGUGGCCGCCUUCCUCAUCACCACCGAGUCGUCCGUAAAGGACGUGAGCGGCCGUCUGCCCGAGGGCGAGGAGAUGGACAUGCGCAAGUUCCGACCCAACAUAGUCAUUGACGGUGGAGAGCCUUUCGAAGAAGACUUCUGGGGCGAGAUAGCCGUCGACGGAGGGCCUCGGCUGGUUCUGACAGGGAACUGUGGGCGUUGCGCCUCGAUCAAUGUGGACUAUAAGACGGGAAGACCGGGCACAGGGGAAUCUGGCAAGGUCUUGAAAAAGUUAAUGCGCGAUCGGAGAGUCGAUCGAGGCAAUCGGUGGUCACCAAUUUUUGGCAGAUAUGGUUUCCUCUUGGACGAUGAGGCGGAGAUCAGCGUGGGCAAUGUUGUGGCUGUUACAAAAUCACUUGAAGAACGUUGUGUCUGGGACUGGCCCCCAUAUAAGUGAUGUAUCCACUCUUUUCUUUUGCCUUUAUUUUGGGGAACGCCGUGGUUGAGGUCAUAGAUCAGUCCAGCGUGUCGGGAUAACAAUCUGGAGUGGGGCCAUCGCCCACAUGGUCCCUGAAGAUAUUGAUUUGAUCAAUACAUUUGUUGAAGCUGCUACAUGCAAACAAGUUCAGACGACAAUAAAUAAAUUAUGGGUCCAGGACCCUUG